Aspergillus glaucus CBS 516.65 is the source of this 1158-nucleotide messenger RNA. RefSeq lists its product as uncharacterized. Bases 1 to 1158 code for a protein of 385 amino acids. The transcript has a single exon. The record is from RefSeq and is a predicted model, not a curated record. Lineage: Eukaryota; Fungi; Ascomycota; Eurotiomycetes; Eurotiales; Aspergillaceae.
AUGUCUUUCUCAAAUCUCUCCUCGGAAUUGGUCGAAAUGGUGGCUUCCUUCUUGGAAGUACCAGACCUGCGCAAUCUACGGCUGACAUCUCCACUCAUUGCAAAUCAGACAUCUCAUAUGUUAUGGAGGACAGCCCUGCAUACCCGCAAGACAGAUCUCUCAGCCACCAAUUUGACCAAACUGGAGGCCAUUUCAGAUACCCUCCAAUCGCGCUAUGUGCGCCACCUAACUGUGAAAGGGUUCGAUGAAGAUAAUCGAACUCUCGGAGAAGGGCUAGCCGGGCAACGUCUCCAGAAAAGAGAACUAGCUCUCAUAUGGCUACUUGUCAUACUCAUCCGGUUCAAUAACUGCACGUCCUUCGAAAUCGACGCUGUGUCGGAUUGCAAUUCCCCGAUUUUUUCAAGCACUUUGUAUCACACAGAGGCUAUUUCACUCAUUAUGGCGGUGAUUACCAUAACCAGCCAUCCCGUUACGUCGUUCACGGUUAACUACCGCAACGGCUGCCCAGAUAUAUCCGAGCUUGCUGCAGUACACGUCAAUGAUCCUCGAUUUGGUGCUGGAUGGGGACAUCUAAAAGAACUCAGAUUGAACCACACCGUGGCCUUUCCAAAGGUGAUGCAGUGGAUGCUUGAUGUGAUUAUCUGCGCGCCUAACCUGCGCAUCUUAUACGUCAAUCUGAACAGGGAGUACGAGACAGGGUGGUUGACUGGUCGAUUGGCUUCUGCAAAUAUCCCAUGGCCGUACUUAGAGAAACUGCAUUUGAAAAGGGUGCAUCUAACAAUCCAGGAUCUCUCCACCCUCUUAUACAGAUGCCGAAAUAGCCUCCGCGUCUUGGUCCUAUCGUCACUCGACAUUGAAUCCAACAGUACCGGCGAUGAUUUACAAGCGCUAUUCUGGUCUCUCGCUGACUUCUCAGCGCUAGAAACAAUCCACAUCAAAGGAUUGUCCGGCAAUUCCGCCGAACAUGUGGAAGGGGUUGUCCACUUUCCUGCAAUUUCCGAGGAUCCAGCCAUAGAUUGGGAAUGGGAGAUGAGGCCUCUUCAGGUGACUAGUCAUUUGUGGAUUAAUGCUAAUGUGAGGUAUUCGGGGACGAGGGUGGGUGAUGUUUUGAGGUUAUUGGCGGGGAGGUUGGAGCUUCUUUCGACGGACUUGGUUUGA